Molecule: messenger RNA, 1830 nt
Organism: Hypanus sabinus (Atlantic stingray)
Lineage: Eukaryota; Metazoa; Chordata; Chondrichthyes; Myliobatiformes; Dasyatidae
Product: CD209 antigen-like protein C
Exons: 8
Coding region: 1-783 (260 amino acids)
Source: RefSeq, a predicted model, not a curated record
AUGGUACUUUGUCUGCCAGGUGCGACUGUCCAGGCUAUCUGCGACCGAAUCCUCAGGAUUCUUAAGUGGAAAGGUGAACAGCCAGAAAUCGUGGUCCAUGUUGAUACAAAUGCCAUGGCUGUAAAAAACUCCGAGCACACCCUGAGCUCCAUCGCCAAAAUUGAGGACGAGAUUUCACAGCUGACUAAGACUAUAACAAAUUCCAAGCAGACCCUGAUCUCCAUCCCCAAAAUUCAGGACGAGAUAUCCCAGCUGAGUAAGAAUACAGCAACGUCAAUCGCUAGUGUGAAGAAUGAGCUUUCUCAGUGGAAGAGUAAUGUUGCAGAGAAGUUCACGAAGACCGGCAGUUCCAUCACCAAACUUCAGGAUGAUAUUUUGCAAUGGAGUAAUAAUCGGCUGCGAUGUCCCACAGAAUGGACUCGGUUCAGGGAAAGCUGUUACCAUUUUUCCUCAAGUACUAAAACCUGGGGUGAGGCCCAGAGACAGUGUGCAUCGUUAGAUGGCCAUCUUGUUGUUAUUAACAAUGCCGAAGAACAGGAACGUAUUCGACAGAAUGUGAAUAAUAACUAUUGGAUUGGACUCAAUGACAUCGUCCAAGAAGGGAUUUGGCACUGGGUAGAUGGCACUGAUUAUUCAUCCAAUGUUAAAUUCUGGGAAAGCAGUCAACCCAAUGGUCAUGAAGAAUUCGAUGAAGACUGUGCCUUGGUCAGUGGAGGCGGAUUGUGGCACGAUUGGCCAUGCGAUUCUAUGCAUUUCGCUAUCUGUGAAAAACGAGCAGCCUAACAUUCCUUCAAGCUACUGUGUACUCGGGGUAAUGUGGGCGGUUACUGCGUUUAUGAACGUACUUUUUUUUCCAGUAUACCCGAUGAGCAGCUCUGAGCUAAGAUUCGCGUGGUGGGUGUCUGGCCAGAUCUCUUUUACCCGUGUUCUCCCCACUGGAACACAACUAAAUCUUCCAGUGAUUUCUCGGCGUAUAUGACGGAUAAACUCUUUUCUAGCUUCCAGCCGGGUACAAAUUGCGAUUUUAAAUGACCUUUUCGUUGACAAAAUCUGCCAUUUCGUCUGGAAUGAUGCCUAUGCUUAUCUUGUCCCGUGGGAUAUAUAACUCCGAUGAUCAUCCCACCUGAUUGGCUAGUGCUCAUCCAAGCCAGUUUUGGCUAUCCCACCUUGUUAACAAUCGAAUUACAGUUCUUACUUAGAACGAGAUCUUCGUCUUUGUUAAAAUUCUUUAUCUCUAAGAUUUAUUUCAAAAGACUUCAGUCACCAGGCGGUUCAAAAGCCAUUGGCGCCGUACAUUAGCUUUGUACCGUCGAAGUCAAUCCUGUGGCCAUUCCGAAUGCAAUGUUCUGCUACCGCCGGGAAAUCCUGUCUCCUUCCCCUUUUUUCGCGAAACCGAGCACCCAACCCCCAGCCCUGUUCCCGCUUUCAUCUGUCCAUAUAAAUCUUGGAAGACUUAUCAGAACUGGUUAAAGGUUGAUGUCUGGGUCUAUAACCGCUGAAUUAUUUUCCAGUCGUUGACGUUUUCUUUAUUUGUAACUUGCCAAUACCCGCCAAUAAGCUGCGGUUCAUUCGAUCCAAUCAUGAUCCUCGAAAGCUGGGCUGCCAGCUCUAACUUCUAUGAGGCAGGUGUACGAAAUUGAUCCGAAUGUUGCCAAUGUUACCAUUGAACACCAGUCCCAAACAUGCCUCAACUUUUUAUUUUCUUUCUAUUCGGCGACAAAGCCAUCUUCUCCUUUUCCAUGCCAAGCACCCCAUUUCUGAACAUUAUAUUAUUUUCAAGUUCUAGCCUCUAAGGUAAUGCUCAGGAUCUGCCGCUUCCUAAAUAUUAAU